AUGAUCGAAACUAAAGUUCCGGCGUUUGCUGAGCUGAGCGAGUUCGCUAGUCUUGGGUCUGGCGGAGAAGUAGUGUUUGCCACGGACGACUUCUUUGCAACAUGUGAGAACAUGAUAGCUGAUAGUGAACCAAUAUUCAUUGAGGAUAAGUACACGGAGUACGGCAAAUGGAUGGAUGGGUGGGAGACCCGGAGGAAAAGGAUCGCUGGCCAUGACUGGUGCAUCUUGAAGUUGGCGACGAAAUGUGUUGUGCGCGGAUUACUCGUUGAUACAGCAUUCUUUACUGGAAACUAUGCACCGAAAUAUUCCAUACAGGCUGCCUGCUUAACCCCUGAAGAAGAAGAAUCGAUACCAAAGAGGAUCUCCGAAAUGGGUACGGCGUGCAACAAAUUCGACUUGAAACAUAUCGAACGACUUAAGUCUGACAAAUGGGAUGAAUUAGUGCCCAUAACAGCCCUGCGGCCGGGCUAUGAAGAAACCAGACUUAAUUUCCAGAAGGUACUGAGUGACGACGCUUGGACUCAUAUUCGCGUGAACAUUUAUCCGGAUGGAGGGAUAGCUCGUCUUAGGGUGUUCGGAGAAGCGAAACCCGAACCGCCUGCGAGAAAUCAAAUUAUAGACCUAGUGUCUCUGCUAAAUGGCGCUGCUUGCCAAGGUUUUUCAAAUGCCCACUACGGCCACCCAAAGAACGUAAUCAAGCCUUCAAAGGGGAAAUGCAUGUCUGACGGUUGGGAGACGGCGAGAAGAUUGGACAGGCCUAACAUCAUAGAAGCUAAUGAUGAUGGAACUAUGAAGACUACAGGUCAAGAAUGGGCGGUCUUCAAAUUGGGCUUCCCGGGGAACAUUAAGCAAAUUUGUGUGGACACCAACCACUUUAAAGGCAAUUAUCCUGACUCCGUGAAGAUUGAGGGGGCGUAUUUGGGCCGUGGCGACUGGUACCCAGAAAUUGACGCCAACUGGCAUAAUAUUUUGAAGCCUAGUAAGCUAUCGGCCCAUAAUGAGCAUUGGUUCGACUGUGAAUCGGAUGUCAUCACACACAUUAAAGUAACGAUGGCGCCAGAUGUCUAG
Messenger RNA from Spodoptera exigua (beet armyworm), 1068 nucleotides. The record is from the annotation of a GenBank genome assembly. Lineage: Eukaryota; Metazoa; Arthropoda; Insecta; Lepidoptera; Noctuidae.